Messenger RNA from Hypanus sabinus (Atlantic stingray), 922 nucleotides. RefSeq names its product transmembrane protein 9 (gene tmem9). The transcript has 5 exons. NCBI's taxonomy places the organism in Eukaryota, Metazoa, Chordata, Chondrichthyes, Myliobatiformes, Dasyatidae. Bases 75 to 620 code for a protein of 181 amino acids. The record is from RefSeq and is a predicted model, not a curated record. Gene Ontology annotation, cellular component: lysosomal membrane.
CGGGAGCAGCGGACCGAUGCUGGUCGGGGUUUGUCUGAGUUUCUGCCGCCCGGAUCCGUGUCAGGACCGAGCCCAUGGCGGUCAGCAGCGCGCUAACCGUGCUCUACCUGCUGAUAGUGUUGGCGGUGACCGAAUCCUCCAAGAGUUCUGAAGAUGUGAGGUGCAAGUGUAUCUGUCCUCCAUAUAGGAACCUGACUGGCCACAUUUACAACAAGAAUAUCUCCCAGAAAGAUUGUAACUGUCUGCAUGUGGUGGAGCCUAUGCCGGUACCAGGCCGAGAUGUGGAGGCUUACUGUUUGCUGUGUGAGUGUAAAUACGAAGAAAGAAGUACGACCACGAUCAAGGUGACAAUCAUCAUUUACCUGACUGUUGUUGGAGCUCUCCUUGUGUACAUGGCAUUCCUGAUGAUAGUGGAUCCAUUAAUACGUAAACCUGACUCGUAUAUUCAGCCACUGCACAAUGAAGAAGACACUGAGGACACACGCCCAUUCACUCCAUCUCACGCACAAGCCCGGGCCAACACUGUCCUCGAGAGGGUGGAGGGAGCGCAGCAGCGAUGGAAGCGUCAGGUGCAGGAGCAGCGAAAGACGGUCUUUGACCGGCAUAAGAUGCUUAGUUAAGUGGGUCCUCUUUCAACUCACCGUGAUUCAGGCCUAGUCAUGUUUCCACUUUGAAGCAUGAAAGUUGGUGUUAAUUCUGAAAACUUAAUGCUGUCUCUCAGCUUUAUUUUAACUAGUCCACUUAUAUGUAUCAAACAUCAAAGUCAAGCAUUAAAUAAUUUGCAUAGUAUUCCCUUUGAGGAUGUGUCUGUAAAAUCAUUCCCCUAAUGACCCUUUUAAAUGUGGCUCCCUAAUUAAAUUUUCAAAAGGUUAAAAGUUUUGCACAAAUAAGAAGGCUUUGGCAACAAAGUAUAUAAUAAAGC